This is a messenger RNA of Octopus sinensis (East Asian common octopus), 748 nucleotides long. RefSeq names its product ORM1-like protein 2. The record is from RefSeq and is a predicted model, not a curated record. The coding region runs from base 178 to 639 and encodes 153 amino acids. The transcript is spliced from 4 exons. Gene Ontology annotation, biological process: ceramide metabolic process; negative regulation of ceramide biosynthetic process; intracellular sphingolipid homeostasis. NCBI's taxonomy places the organism in Eukaryota, Metazoa, Mollusca, Cephalopoda, Octopoda, Octopodidae. Gene Ontology annotation, cellular component: endoplasmic reticulum membrane.
CUCCCUCUCUAACCACUUCCUAUCGCUCUCUCUCUCUCUCCCCCUCCCACUUCCGUCACUCCACGUUUUCAAUCGGAAGAAGGAAGUAACGAUCGGCGCAUGCUCACACUCAUCUCUCCAACUUGUUAAUUAAACAAUUAUCAACAAUUUGAGUGACCAUCUGUAGUUUCAUCGAAGAUGAAUGUGGGCACAGCCCAUAGUGAUGGGAACCCAACCCAUUUCUACCUGAACAGUAAAGGAAUCUGGCUCACUUAUAUAAUUAUGAUCUCUCUGGUCCACUUCAUGCUGUUAAGUGUUCCCUUUUUCUCAGUGCCCAUAGCCUGGACACUCACCAAUGUCGUCCAUGAUGUCCUGAUGUUUAUGAUAUUACAUGUGACGAAAGGUACUCCAUGGGAACCUGCUGACCAAGGUAAGGCCCGAAUGCAAACACAAUGGGAGCAAAUCGACUAUGGUCAACAGUUCACUGCUACGAAAAAGUUUCUAACCACUGUCCCUAUUCUUUUAUUUUUCCUGGCCAGUUUUUAUACAAAAUACGACACUUACCACUUUCUUAUCAAUGCAUUUGUUCUUGCACUGAACCUUAUUCCAAAAUUACCCCAGUUCCAUGGUGUACGGUUGUUUGGCAUCAACAAGUACUGAAGAAGAAGAAGAGGACAACAAGAAGCAAAAAAAGAAGUGGGGAGGAAUGAAAAAAAAAGGAAAAAAAAAACUGUGGUGGGGUGGAGCUAAACCAACUUCUUCCAGCUCG